Dichotomopilus funicola is the source of this 906-nucleotide messenger RNA. Its product is annotated as peptidase family M49-domain-containing protein. The transcript has 4 exons. Gene Ontology annotation, molecular function: dipeptidyl-peptidase activity. Lineage: Eukaryota; Fungi; Ascomycota; Sordariomycetes; Sordariales; Chaetomiaceae. Bases 1 to 906 code for a protein of 301 amino acids. Gene Ontology annotation, cellular component: cytoplasm. The record is from RefSeq and is a predicted model, not a curated record.
AUGGCCACCGGCAACCCGAAACCCAUCAUCCACCAGCUGGCGAUCAAACCGUUGUUUGACGGCUUGACUGCGCGCGAAAAGCUCUACGCCCAUCAUCUGUCCAAGGCAGCAUGGAAUGAUGGCAAGAUCCUCAUGAGACAAGUCUCGGAAGAGGGCCCUGCCAUCGCGAACGUUAUCCUCUCCCUCUACCGUGCUUGUCAAGGCCAGUGGAAACAGCUUGCCAACCAAACGGGUGUGUCAGCACAGGAGCUCGACGGAUUCCUCGACUACUCUGCCCAGUUCUUUUGCCUCGGGGGACGGUUAGCAAACACGAUUGAAGAGUGUCGAGCAAACCUUGCCGCGUACUUUCUCGCGGACAACAGGGAGCUGCUUGAGCUCUUCGGUUAUAAUAAAAGCAGCACGCCUACCGCUGAUGACUUCAUUUACUACACCUAUCUAUUCAUUGCCGUUGAGGGUGUUCUCGGCCUUCAGUUCUACGAGAAAGACGGUCAAUCUUGGGGUCAGCCUCACCGAAGGGCCGCCUUCGCGAUACUCAAGCACCUCCUCCUCGACGCCGCCGACCUAAUAACCAUCCACCGCAACCUGGCUGAGAAAACCCUCCGCAUCCACAUCAACCGAGCCAAGAUCCUCUCCCACGGAAAGCCUUCUCUCGGCCGACUGCUAACCAAAAUCCAUAUUUGGCGCUGCACAGCUGACAUCCCAUCCCGCGAGGCGUUGUACGAGCCGCUCAGCACGGUCGACGGCAUCUAUGAGGAGUGGAGACAAAUUGUGGUUGCGCAUCCGGAGCCGCAGGGUAUGUUUGUGCAGGCGAAUACGCUUCUGGAUAGGAAUGGGAGGGUGGAGGUUAAGGUGUAUGAGGAGAGUAGGGAGGGGAUUAUUCAGUCUUUUGCUGAGCGUUGGGGGUAG